This is a messenger RNA of Mustela erminea (ermine), 3525 nucleotides long. RefSeq names its product vegetative cell wall protein gp1-like. The record is from RefSeq and is a predicted model, not a curated record. The transcript has 2 exons. Lineage: Eukaryota; Metazoa; Chordata; Mammalia; Carnivora; Mustelidae. The coding region runs from base 727 to 1809 and encodes 360 amino acids.
GCUGCUCCUCCCGGCGCCUCCCCCACAGGGCUGACUCGAGGGCCGUGUGGGCGCCCUGGGGAGAGGAGCGGGAGUCCUGGGAAGGUGGGUGGCAGCGGGAAGAAGGGGCCUGGGGCAGAAGGCCAGCAGCCUGAGCAAGGGGCCCGGGGCUGUGGCAGGGGCGCGGCCACGCGGGCAGGUGCUUGGGCACGUAGCCAUGUGGCUGCUGAGCGCCCGGUGUUGGGGGCAGGGGCUCCAGGUCCCCGCUAGGACCUAGGGGUCCUCUCACACCCCCGCCCCCCCACCGGCUGCCGAUGAAGGACAGGCCGGCAGGGACACGGGCCUGGACCUGAGUACAAACCACCCUGAAGAGGGUUCUACGCCCACCGGGGGAGGAGCCCUCCGGCCCCCCGCCCACCCCCCAGAGGCGACCGGAAGCUGAAGGGAUGACGGGCUCACGGGCCAGCAAACCCACAGGCCUUUGUCCUCGGCCACUCAGUGAACCUUGCUCGGCCGCCGACCACGGUCUGGCCUCCUCCCGUUCUUCAGGCUGCGACCGAGAGCCACCGGCAAUCCAGGAACACCUCCCGGGGCUCCUCCGUCAGACUGGGGCCCGGGAGGGGCCGCCUCUCCCCCAGCAGACGGGCCUGGACCCGGGGGAGGGGCCAGGAACCAGAACCACCCGUGCCCCAGGCUGCAGAGGGAAGGGGAGUCACCCCGCCCGCUCCCACACUGUCCCCGGCCAGCAUGACCUCGUCUCCGCCUGGGCCCGCCCUGUCUGGUGCUGGGACAGGCCUGGGCUGGGGUCCUGACCUCGGGCUGUGGCCUGGGAACCUAGGCCCCCAGGACAGGUCCGGACUGAGCAGUGGGGACCUCAUGCUGUCGCAGGACUGUCACUGUGACAACCAGCAUGGUGACAAUGACUGUCCAUCGUGUCACACCACCCCAUGGGUGUGGUCCCCCAUGGUCACCAAGUGCCACACCACAAUCCCUGCAGAGUCCCUGUCCCCGCUUGUAUGUCCCUGUGUCCCUGCCCCCCCGCCCCUAUUCCCAUGUCCUGUCAGUGCCCCUAUCCCUGUGUCCCCGUGUCCCCAUCCUUGUGGCCCUGUGUCCCCACAAGCCCGUGCCCCUCUGUCCCCGUGUCCCUGUGUCCCCGACCCUGUGUCUCUGUUCCCGUACCCUUGUGUUCCUCAUGUCCCCGUGUCCCUCGCCCUCUGUGCCCAACCCUGUGCCCUCGUCCCCCUGUCCCUCUGUGCCCACCCCUGUGCCCCCCUUCCCGUCUCUGCGUCCCCGUCCCAUGUCCUAGUCCCUGCGUCCCCGUCCCAUGUCCCAGCCCCUGUGUCCCCGUCCCAUGUCCCCGCCCCUGUGUCCCCGUGUCCCCGUGUCCGGUCCCUCUGUGCUUACCCUCGUGUCCCCGGCCCUGUGCCCCCCUGUCCCCCUGUCCCUACCCCUCGGUCUCUGUGUCCCCAUCCUGUCUGUGUGUCCCCAAUCUCCCGUGUCCCCGUAUCCCCGUGUCCCUGUUCCUGUGUCCUCGUGCCCGCACCCAGGGCUGCCUGUCCUGUGUUGAGUAGAGAGGUGCCCGUGCAGGGUCUUCGUGGUCUCUGGAGGGUAGAGGCCAGGACAAGACACGAGGACUCGCAGCUCCUUCCCCCUGGAUGGCAGCUUCUCCUCAGGCUGGUCCUGCUCCCACGCCCUCCUCCAAGCCCAGGCUCCAACACUAAUACCCCAACCGCAGGCUUACCAUGUUCUCCCUCCAAACCCUCCGGGCAGCGCCUCCAUGCCUGGGGUGGCACCGGAAGACCCAGACAGGUGCAUGCGGAUUCCCUUUGACUGUCCAGCCACGCCCAGUGGCCCUGACCACGCGGGUAAUAUGGGCCUCACAGAACCCGUUCGAGUGCGCCCUCCUCCCAAUAUCCUGGAAAAGUCUGAGAAAGAUUGGUGCGAAUUCUUCAAAACAUUACUUUUGAAAAGAUUUUUAAAGUAGUCUCUACACCCAGCGUGGGGCUCAAAUUUGUAACCCCCGAGAUCAAGGGUCUCACACGCCAGGAGGUGCACCAGCCGCGCCCCGACUCUUCGAAGGUCCGGUGAGGCCGACGCGGCUUCCCUCCGUCAACGACUGCUUCGGUCUGCGUGUUCUCAGUCUGUUGACGCUUCCUCUGUCUCGCUUGAGCUGACUGAGUUCGUCUGUCCGUCCUAAAGAUUACCCAACCUGUCGGCGUACGACUUUUUGUCACAGUGUCUUCCAGCCUUUGCCAUUUCUGUAAGGUCACUGGGAACGCCCCUGCUUACGACUCUGGUUUUAGUUACCUGCCUGCCUGCUUUUUGUCGUCACCUUAAAGAUUCAUCAAUUUCGCCGAUGUUUUCAAAGAACCGACUUCCGGUUUGGGGACUGUGCUGUCUCCCGGUCCGACCCCUCUGUCCCGCGCUCGGCUGUUGGCUUCCUGUUUCCCAGCUCCUCAAGGUGCACAGCUUGGCAUUCAUCUGAGAUCUUUCUUCCUUUACUAUUUUUUAAGGAAGUUCUACACCCAACGUGAGGCCUGAACUCAUGACCCUGACAGCAGGAGGCUCGUGUCUCAUCGACCGAGCCAGCCGGGAACCCAGUGUCUUCCCUCUCCCACGUGCGGGCAUUCAGAACUACAAACUUGUAUUUGAGCGUGACUUUUUCUGCCUCCCAUAAAUCCUAUAUUUAGUGCCUUCGCUCUCAUGGAUCUCAGAAUUCUGAAAAUUUCCCUUCUGUGUCCUCUCCGACCCACUGAGCGUGUUAAUUUCCACAGAUCUAUGAAUUUGCCCGUUUUCUCUCUUAUUUGUCCUCGGACUUCCAGCUUCGUUCCACUGUGGCUCAAAGAUACUAUUUUUUCACAAUUUUUAGAAACACAGGAAUACUGGUUUUGCGUCCUGACCUCCGGCAGAGCCUGGGGAGUGCUCCCCACGCAGCUCAGAAGAGCGGGGACCCGACUGCGGCUAGGCUGCCGCCCGCCCGCUGCUCUGGCGAGUUCUCUGGGCUCCUCGCGGGCUCGACUUCCUUCCCGGCCUGCCGCCGCGUGUUCGCCGGGGUGGAGAGGCAGGAGCAGCCCCGGCUGGCGGCGCAGUCCUCCCAGCAGACGCCAACUCCACACACUCACCCCCCCCCGACCUUGGAGCGGCUCCCACGACCCCUUCGGGUGGCUGCCGUCAUACACCGCGGCCCAGAGUGUACACGUGUCGCUACUGGACGUGUGUCGCUGCGGCGUUGAAGACUGGACUUGCAAACAGAACCCGACCCUGGCUUUUGGACCCCCCACGGCGGUCUUUGACAGACCCCCUCCUGCCUCCCUCCCGAGGGCCCUUCCGCUCCCAUCUGACGGCUCCCACGACCGCAUCGCGCACGCCAGGCUGACUGGACACGAGGGCCUCGGCUUUGCUCUGGGAAGAUCUUAAAUUCUCCCACGUUUUGAGAGUCAAUUUUGCUGUAUACAGAACCUUUGGUUGAAAGCUUUUCUUUCAUCAAAGUAGGUCAUUCCACAAACUUAUGGCCUUUUUUUUUUUUUUUUAAGAUUUGAGAGCGAG